AGCCACGUACCUGCAGCCGUACCGAACCAGAUGAACGUAGGCAACGGUCACGGACACUCAGACCGCUAUUGGGCAAAGAUGGUGAGGAGUCGUUUAUGGGAGAGCGGCGAAUUUGGCCCGACUGAGCGUGUGAGUGGGGUGCGUUUCGAGUUUCCAAUAUCUAGUUGGUCUCAACUACAUGUGCAGAACGCUCAUUGGCACACCAUGACAGGAAGCAAAGGGCACACUAUAGGGCCACCCCACAGUGCUACAGCGCUUAUUGCUGGCGAUGCGGACAGCGGUUGAUCAGCGCUCUUCCACCCCGGCGUCAUCGUAGGCUUCGUGCUGCAUCUAUAGUGGUUGAUGCACGAAGCGUUUGCGCUGGGAGAUGCGACUACCUAUUGGACCUAUAGACGAUAUCCCGGUUCACGCUUCCCUGGACUAUUCGCAUAUGCUAUGAAUACAUUGCCUUGAGAAACUCACUCCUUCCAACAUGGAAUGUGGUCUCGAAGACCGUCAAA
This is a messenger RNA of Baudoinia panamericana UAMH 10762, 500 nucleotides long. RefSeq lists its product as uncharacterized. The transcript has a single exon. The record is from RefSeq and is a predicted model, not a curated record. The coding region runs from base 31 to 285 and encodes 84 amino acids. Lineage: Eukaryota; Fungi; Ascomycota; Dothideomycetes; Mycosphaerellales; Teratosphaeriaceae.